UUUAAUUAAAAAAUAAAAAAGACAACUGCGGCGACUGGCGAUGACGUCAUCACCAACGGACAGUGUUGUCAUUCUUGAAAUGUGGGAAGCGGUCUUUUUAUUUGGUUCCUUUUAAAUCCUUUUGCCAUAUAUUGACCACCAAGACCUAAAAUGGCGGACUACUGGAAGUCUCAACCAAGGAAAUUCUGUCAGUACUGCAAGUGCUGGAUUGCGGACAAUAAGCCUAGCGUUGAGUUCCACGAAAGAGGGAAGAAUCACAAAGAAAAUGUGGCUGCAAAAAUCUCUGAGAUUAAAAAGAAGAGCAUGGACAAGGCAAAGCAGGAGGAACGUAAUUGUAAAGAGUUCGCAGCGAUGGAGGAGGCUGCGCUGAAGGCAUAUCAGGAGGAUCUGAAGAGGAUGGAGAGGGAGGCAGCAGGAUCAGGUUCACCAUGCGAAACAACAACAACAACAGAGCCACAACCACAGGAAACACCUCCGGCAAAACAUCAAGCAAGAACUCAGGUGGGACCCCAGGCAAGACCCAAGACAGGUCCCCAUGCAUGUCCCCAGGCAGGUCCCAAGGCAGGUCCCAAGGCAGGUCCCCACGCAAAACCCCAGCCCAAAAAACAGCAAAAGAAACAGAACGCAAACAGGGCGCCCAGAGGCCAAGCAGGAGCGCAGGUCUGGGUUGAAGGCCGGACGGAUGAUGGACACGCGUACUAUUACAACACAAUGACUAGAGAAUCUAAAUGGCAAAAUCCAGAGGGAUUCCACGAACAAAACUCUGCCUCUGCGCAGCCUGAGAGCUCUGAAGGCGGUUCUUGGAUGGAAGCGGUCAGUCCUGAUGGUUAUAAAUAUUACUACAACUCAGAGACUGCAGAGACCAGCUGGGAGAAGCCUCCAGGCUUUCCUUCAAGUGAAGCAUCUGCAUCCAACAACGCGGGACAGAGUCAGGAGGAGCCUUCAGCACCUCAGCCGCCUUCAGGGGGAGAGGAGAGCUCCAGCGGGGCCCCGGCAUCUCAGGAGCCUGAAGUCCCUGGAGAAGCCAGCCAGCAAUCCAAAUACCCAAAGAUCAACUUCAGGAAAAGGAAAGCAGAAGCCGAGUCCUCAGAAAAGGAGGGAGAAGAUAAAGAGGGAGAUGAUGCUCCUAAAGAGGAGGCUGAAGAAGAGAUGAAGAAAGAGGAAUAUGUCCAAAGCUUAACAGCUGCACCAGAGGAGAAGAAAGAGAAGGAGGAGAAUAAAGUGAAAGAGAAAGUGAAAGAGAAAGAGGAGAAGAAAGAGAAAGAGGAGAAGAAAGAGAAAGAGGUGGCACCCGUGAAGACGCGAGUCAGAAGACCAAAAUCUGCCAACCCAUAUGGGGCCUGGGAAGAGAUCCAGGAAGAGGAGGAUCCAUAUGCCAAGGUGGACUUACAGUUGCCCCAGGUGGAGGGAAACAUCGUCUGCGCUCCAGCCAUCCUGCCGGCAGAGCCAAAACAGAAUAAAACGUUCAAGGAACGCAUCAUCACUUCCCUCGGAGAGGAAGGCGGACCCACUUCAUUCAGGAAAAACAAGACGCACAACGGCAAAUCCAGAAGCAUCCGACAGAGAGACGACGAGGACGACUGACCCAAUCCCAGAACAGCUUCAUGCAGGAGACGCUUACACAAAUCAAACUCUUUCUUUAUGCUUCUCUCAGAACUCCCAACAGCCGAGUGUCAGCAGAGACAUGAACUUUUUCUAUUUUUAAGCACCGUUUAAUUUUUGUUGUUAAAUGUAUUGGGAGUGUUUUUUGUUUUGAAGAUGAACAACUUUUUCAACAACAUUUUUUUAGGACAAAUUGGAGAAACUUGAAAAGUAAAAAUGCUAUUUCUUUAAAAUAAAUUGUCAAUUAUUGUCUUAAGGUGCGCAACACUUUUAUAUUAUUAUCUCAUGUAUACAAUAUUAGAGCUGUAACAAUUAGUCGAUCGACAGGAAAAUCAUCGCCAAUUACUUUAACAAUCGAUUAAUUGUUAAAGUAAUUUUUCAUGCAGAAAAUGCUUUUUUCAGUCUCUGAGACUUCCUGCUUUACUUUGUUGGACAUCAUAUUAAAGUGAAUAUUUUUGGGUUUUGGACUGACGGAACAAGACAUUUAAAUGCAUCACUUUGGACUGUGAGAAGCUAAAAUGGACAUUUUUUAAGAAUCGAUCAAUCUAGAAACUAAUCGGCAGAUUAAUUGCUAACGGACGUGAUCGUUCAUCCUGAUGUAUCUAUACAGAGCAAUUCCAAUAACCUUUUGUAUUUCCCAUUUAUUUUUUUUACCAUUGUAAGUAAUGAAAAGCUAGAAAGGCAUCUUUGUGGAAACAAUAUUGCAAUACUUGAUUGUCAUACUUUCAUAAAGCAGUAAAGAUAGAAAUGAUUAAAGAUCUGGCUGUGAUCUCCAUAAAUGACCAGAAG
Messenger RNA from Cottoperca gobio, 2391 nucleotides. It is a transcript of the gene wbp4, whose product is annotated as WW domain binding protein 4. NCBI's taxonomy places the organism in Eukaryota, Metazoa, Chordata, Actinopteri, Perciformes, Bovichtidae. Gene Ontology annotation, biological process: mRNA splicing, via spliceosome. Gene Ontology annotation, cellular component: precatalytic spliceosome; nucleus. The record is from RefSeq and is a predicted model, not a curated record. Gene Ontology annotation, molecular function: protein binding; zinc ion binding; RNA binding.